Messenger RNA from Cynara cardunculus var. scolymus (artichoke), 1016 nucleotides. Its product is annotated as ferritin-3, chloroplastic-like. The record is from RefSeq and is a predicted model, not a curated record. The transcript is spliced from 8 exons. Gene Ontology annotation, cellular component: cytoplasm. Bases 58 to 804 code for a protein of 248 amino acids. NCBI's taxonomy places the organism in Eukaryota, Viridiplantae, Streptophyta, Magnoliopsida, Asterales, Asteraceae. Gene Ontology annotation, biological process: intracellular iron ion homeostasis; iron ion transport. Gene Ontology annotation, molecular function: ferric iron binding; ferrous iron binding.
UCACACACCCACUUCAUUUCAUUUCCCCUGUUCUUCUACUCGUAUUUUCUAGAAAUUAUGCUUCUCAGAACCCCUCCCACCCUCUCUUUUCUGAGAGGAGCCACCGUCGAUGACAAUUCCGGCCGUUCUAUGUUCUCACCUUCUUCUGUUUCCAAGCCGUCGGCUAUCGUUUGUGCGGCGGCGAAAGGUGGUUCUUCGAACCAUCGGCCAAUUGCUGGGGUUGUGUUUGAACCAUUUGAGGAGGUGAAGAAGGAGCUCAAUCUUGUUCCUUCCGUUCCUCAACAGUCUAUUGCUCGCCAAAAAUAUGCCGACGAAUCUGAAGCUUCUAUUAACGAACAGAUCAAUGUUGAGUACAAUGUUUCCUAUGUAUACCAUGCUAUGUAUGCCUACUUUGAUAGGGACAAUGUUGCUCUCAAGGGUUUAGCCAAGUUCUUUAAAGAGGCUAGUGAAGAGGAAAGGGAGCAUGCCGAGAUAUUCAUGGAGUACCAGAACAAGCGAGGUGGGAAAGUGAAGUUACAGUCGAUUUUGAUGCCCUUGUCCGAGUUUGAUCAUGAAGAGAAAGGAGAUGCUUUGUAUGCCAUGGAGCUUGCAUUGUCGUUGGAGAAGUUGACGAACGAGAAACUUCUAAACCUUCGCGAGGUAGCCACCAGGAAUCAUGAUGUACAAUUAACCGAUUUUGUAGAAAGCGGGUUUCUGGGGGAACAGGUGGAAGCCAUCAAAAAGAUAUCCGAGUAUGUUGCUCAACUACGAAGAGUCGGCAAAGGGCAUGGUGUUUGGCACUUUGAUCAGAUGCUUCUGAGAUGAAGGUGCUGCUGCUUGAUGGAGGAAAGUGUUCUUGUUUCCAUGUCUUCUAGUUGUAAGCUUAGGAUGUGUGGUGAUGUUAUCGUCGGUAACUUUUUGUGUGUUGGAGCCUUUUGUUAUGCUAGUGGUCGUAUGAAACUUACUAUAAGAGGUAUGUGAAAUCUUGUGGGUUCGAUUUUGUGUUUCGUGUUAUGAAGAAAACCGGGACUCAUUUA